Messenger RNA from Engraulis encrasicolus (European anchovy), 1040 nucleotides. RefSeq names its product carbonic anhydrase 9-like. The record is from RefSeq and is a predicted model, not a curated record. The transcript has 7 exons. NCBI's taxonomy places the organism in Eukaryota, Metazoa, Chordata, Actinopteri, Clupeiformes, Engraulidae. Gene Ontology annotation, cellular component: plasma membrane. Gene Ontology annotation, biological process: one-carbon metabolic process. Bases 174 to 998 code for a protein of 274 amino acids. Gene Ontology annotation, molecular function: zinc ion binding; carbonate dehydratase activity.
UCUCCCUGCCUGUUCAUCUGUCUGUGUCUAUAGACCACGGGCCGUCCCACUGGUCUGCUGUCAGUAGUCUCUGUGAAGGGAAGUCUCAGUCCCCCAUAGACAUCAAUUCCCAUGAAGCCAAGUAUUCUGCUCUGGGGAACUUCACAUUCUCUGGCUUCUCCAACAAGAGCACCAUGGACUACCUCAUCAACAACGGACACACAGUAAAAGCGGUUCUGAAGAGUGGGGCUGUGGAGAUCGCAGGUGGAGGCCUGGACCAUUUCUACUCCGCACUGCAGUUCCACUUCCACUGGGGCAACAGCACCGCACACAGCCCCUCUACAGACCACCGUUCUGGAGGUCAUGGUUCAGGCUCCUCUUCAGGUUCAGGCACGGGGACAUCCGGUUCAGAGUCUUCCUCCAGCUCCUCUGGGGAUGGCAAGAUGGGGGGAUCCGAACACAUGAUGGACUCUCAUCCCUACCCCAUGGAGAUGCACAUUGUGAGCAUGAAGAAAGGCGCUUCAGAUGUGAUGAAUGAUCCAAAAGGCCUGGCUGUGUUGGGUUUCUUCAUUGAGACCACUGAUGACCCAGACAAGCCAGAGAGUUGGAAGAAUUUCACCAAUCACCUUGAAAUGAUUGCGAUGACUGACAGCACCAUUGACCUCCAUCAAGAUAUAUCGCUUGACGCCCUCAUCGGGGACGUGGACCGUUCCAAGUUCUACCGCUACCAGGGCUCCCUGACCACCCCCGGCUGCAACGAGGCAGUGGUAUGGACCGUCUUCAAGGAGCCGAUCAAAGUCAGCAAGAACCUGAUUGACAAGUUCCCUAUCAUGACAAGGCUGAACAACAACUUCCGGCCUGUGCAGGAUCUGCACGGCCGCGUGGUGUACACUACUGUCAACAAAGACGGCCACUCCUCUUCCUCAUCCUCAUCCUCAUCAUCUCGUCUCACGUGCCACAUGUCCCUCCUCUUCCUGCUGCUGUGUGUCUCCGCUACCAUCUGGAGAUACCAGCAUUAGACACAGGACUAUGCAAACACACACAUACAGAAUGCACACACA